CAACGACGCAAUGAACAAUACUAACCAAAUUCAACGGUGAUGAUCUACCCUCAUCACCUCAUGCAGCUACUUCAGGUAGUUACGCCCUGAAAAUCAGGGCUUAGGGUUUUCAUCCUCCAUGACUUAUAAAAGCUAGUAAAUACCGGCAAGAUCCGCAACCACAUUCAAGCUCUAUCAGUUUUUCCCUCUUCGCAAUUCCUCCAAUCCUCAUUCAAAGCUCCAAUCUUGACCAUUCAAGCCAUGGGAAGCGAGGGUACUGCUCAAAGGCCCUUCUGCCACUGCUGCUCGAAGCCUGCCCGCAUCUGCCUUUGCGACCGCCUCAAGUCGCCGCCGCUCGACAACUCUAUCGCCGUCACCAUCCUUCAGCACAGUCGGGAGAAGACUCACCCGCUGAAUUCUUCCAGAGUUGCAAGACUCGGUCUCAAGAACCUCUGCGUGGUCCCCGUGACCGAUGUUAUUUUCCAAGCUCAGUUCCUCGUUCGCCCUCUGGAACCGAAUCAAGAUUGUGCUUCUUCGUCUAUCGCUGGAAAUCACUAUGAAAUGCCGGUUUGGGAUGAAAGAUUGGAUUCUUCGUUGAGACGUUCUGUCACUUGUAAGUACUUAACCGAAAGGUUAAGUUUCCACCCAGGAAUGUCAGAAUCGGAGGAAGAAUUGAAUCUUUCGCAAGAUAUUUCCGACGUUUCUAACGAUUAUGAUCAGAUCGGUGAAACACCAAUAGAUGAUGAGGUUACAAGUAGCUUCUCUAAGUAUACUGUCACCUACUCUUCUAAAUAUAUCAUGGUGGCAAUAGACAAAACUGCAAAGCCUGAUAUUGGUUGGAUUCUGAACUAUCCAGUCGGAAAAGCUGCUAUUUCAAAUGGUUUCAUGGUUAGGAAGUUGCAGAGAAAGAAAUCUCUGCUAAACAGCGAAGAAUUGAAAGACUCUGAAGAGUUUAAUCUUGUUAUUCCUUCGGGCUCAGCGCUCCUCUUCCCAAGCUCAAAUGCUAUUGAGCUCGCAGAGGUGGAUCAUGAAGUCAAGCAUUUGAUUGUGCUGGAUGGGACUUGGGCGAAGGCAAGGCGCAUGUACUAUGAGAAUCCAUGGUUGAAGCUUUUGCCACAUUUGAAGCUGGAUCAGAGGAAGGAGAGCCUGUACAGUGAUGUGAGGCAUCAGCCAAAGGCUGGGUAUUUAUCUACAGUAGAGAGCAUUGUUUGCGCAUUGAAGGCGUUGGGAAAUGACAUGGAGGGUUUGGAUGAAAUUUUAGAAGUGUUUGGAUCUAUGAUAAAGGAUCAGAGGCGCUGCAAAGAUGAAAAAUUCAAAGCAAUGUCUAAGUCAUAAGUAAUGCAUAGCGCAGAUUGAUAUAGAAGAACUUGGCCGCUUCGAAGAUAGAAGAAUUUGUGAGUUUUUUUUUUUUUUUGCAUUUUUUUUUGUCAAAUCCAAAAGCAGCCUGGAAAUGGCUAUUCUUUACUAUUCAAUUGAUAGAUUGAAUGAUUCUUGCAGAAAACUUGUCUGCUAUGACUAUGGAAAGAAAAUAGUUUUCAAUAUAUGUUUAA
Dendrobium catenatum is the source of this 1529-nucleotide messenger RNA. RefSeq lists its product as uncharacterized. The coding region runs from base 241 to 1314 and encodes 357 amino acids. The transcript has a single exon. Lineage: Eukaryota; Viridiplantae; Streptophyta; Magnoliopsida; Asparagales; Orchidaceae. The record is from RefSeq and is a predicted model, not a curated record.